AUGCCUGCCAAACCGAUGGAGUUGUCGGAGUAUCUCGAGCGGAUCGAGCGUGCUUGCCGUCCACCCAGGGAGUGGAGUAGAGCAUGCGAAAUGGUGAUGGAAAAUGUGGAGCAUGUAUUAAACGAUCAUUACGGUGAUAAAGGACCGAGAAUUAAAGCGCAGGGAUCGUAUGUGCAGAGCUUGAUGAUACGUGGAAGCGAUUUGGAUUUAGUCUUGUAUAGGAAAGGUCGCCGGAUAAACUCUUGUUCUAAGAACUGCGUAAAAAGAUAUUUAACUACGACCACUGAGGCGGUUGUGCGGUCGUUGAAUAACCUGAAUAGCGAUGUCAGAGCUCGGGUGAAACAGAGAAUUCUGCACGCACGAGUUCCUAUUGUAAAGCUAGUGUUUGAGGUUCGCUCUGACGUGAUCGAUUUGGAGACCUCCGACGAGCCCACAUCGCCGUCAUCCUCCUCUACUACGUCUUCUUCGUGCGAGGAGGAUGAUGAGGAUAGAUUGGUAAAGUCGGUGAAACCACAAACGGUUGAAGUUGAUAUGUCCUAUGGUGACGAGCUGAGGGGGGAGUGUGAUGAAGUGAUUCAUAGUUUGAUCUCGGGUGGCGGCGAACUGUGUCGGAAGUUUGUCACUUUGGUGAAGCUAUGGGGAAGAAUAAGCGGCGCGACGGACUCUUUUAAUAAUUGCCUUUCGACGUUCGCGUUGAUAUUAUUGGCGAUUUACCACUUCCAGUCGGUGUAUAGGAUGGAGAAACGAAGAAGAAAUGGAGGAAAUAGGUCAAUUGACAUAGCGUAUUUGCUUUCUUCAUUUUUCCGCUGGGUGGCGUUCGGUUUCCAUUGUGAUAUCGUCGAAGUAGAUGUGGAGGAGCACAGGAUGUAUUCGAGAGCACCGUCCACGUAUUGCCCUAUGUUCAUUAGAGUUCCUCGAGAUUCUUUCGCGAAUGCGGCGAGAUGCCUAUCGAAUUCACAAUGGCGCAAUAGAGUCCUUCCAGCCUUCCGCGCAGCCGCGGGCUCGUGUCGAGGCGCUCGCUGGACAGAACUGUUUGGGGACAGGGUGACUAAGUUGAUACCAUUUACUGCUGAGAAAGCAGCGGAGAGUUCGGAUGACAGCAGUGAUGUGGAAAGUGUAGAGGAGAUAGCAGUUGUGAAUGAGAAGAAGAGGAAAAUGGCUAAGUGGCGUGAAGAAUGUACAACGUUGAGCUUAGCCUCUUCGGAGAGCUCGGGUAGUGGAGUGGAAGAAAUAGAAUUAUCAGAUGAUAAUGAGGAGGUGCUCGAGAUGAGAGUUCCUGUGAGUGCUGCUGAGGAAAGAGCGAACAACAAGCGUGGGAAGAAGAGGCCGUUUGAACAGACUGAGGGGGAAAGGAAAAAUCGUAAAAAGUUCAGAAUGGAAGGAGGGAAAAUGUCGAGUAAAAAAAGAGCGCGGCAAAAUCAGCGGCAAAAGCGACAGCAGAAGCAACGUUCCUUGUAGACAGA
This is a messenger RNA of Perkinsus marinus ATCC 50983, 1463 nucleotides long. RefSeq lists its product as hypothetical. The coding region runs from base 1 to 1458 and encodes 485 amino acids. NCBI's taxonomy places the organism in Eukaryota, Perkinsozoa, Perkinsida, Perkinsidae. The transcript has 8 exons. Gene Ontology annotation, biological process: RNA 3'-end processing. The record is from RefSeq and is a predicted model, not a curated record. Gene Ontology annotation, molecular function: nucleotidyltransferase activity.